AGGAGGAAGGAAUGAGGGAGGGGGACCGAGAGGAGAGAGAGUAUGUGUGUGGGGGGUAGGAGGGGGCUCCUGUGCCAGUGAGGAAUUAUUUCUCUUUUUUUUCUUUGGUCUUCAAAAUAACUGCUUUAGUACACCUUCUGUUCACUGGCGUUGCUUUAAUAAACUUUUAUAUUCUCACAGUCGUUAACUUUUUUUUGUUGUUGUUUUGGAGACAGCCCUUAAGGGGUGUGUUUGUCGGAGGUUAGACAAGCGGAGAAGGUUGUAGGAAGGAACCAAAAAUAAUUCCACAGGACAAGGUAAAGUGUUAUGCACUGGGGUCCAAUUUUUUAAUCCUCCUUGUCAUUCAUUCAGAAACAAACUCUGAUAACUUGUGCACAUGCCUUUGGAAUUUAUCUUUCAGCCUUGAAUUACGUUUGCACUGGUUAUAGCUAUGAUAUAAUUUAAGUUUAAAAAGUCUCCAUUUGGUUAAGAAUGCUGAAUAUUUUGGAUGCUGUUGUGUGACAAUAUCAGUUUGUGUUGAAGUUCCACCGAAUUGUGUCCGGAUCCCUUUGUCUUUUUUUCAUACGUAUAGAGCUUGGCAUCGCUUGUUGGCUGGUCUGUACUUUUAAUACCUGGCAUCCUGCUAGCAACACACGGUAGUGUAUAAUUCAGCUCUGAAUGCUUACGUUGAAGCAAGCUCUGAGAUGUGGGGGUGGCAAGAGCAGACUGUUUGGGACUUGUAGUUCAUAGCAGUGGCCUAGAAGCAGGUGAAGUCAUACUUAAGGACUGCACUUCCCAGAGUGCCUUGCCCUUGGCCAUACAGGAAAGGGAACAGCCAGUAGCCUAUCCUAGUGGGGAGGUGUGGUGAUUGAGAAGCAGGCAAGCCAAUCACCAAAGGGGAAGUGAAGCUAGAGCAGUGGGCUGAAAAUAGAGUGGGGGAGUUAGUAGGUGUCUGACUGUGUGGGAUCAGGCAAGGGCUUGCCUGUGUAACUAGGGCCACUCGGAAGUUUCCUGUCUGCAGUUGCUCCAGAGCAGAGCCCUGCCCAGGCACAGAGGCAGGCAGGCAGGCAGAGGGAGACUGAGCUGACCCAAAGGGAAACAAUUCUUGCCGGCCGGUAAGAGCUCCAAAUGCACUCUCACUCUCUCUGGUGUCUGAGACGGGAAAGGCAAGCUAGAAGAGAAAUAAUGGAAUCUUAAAUGGGGAAAGAGAGGGACUUGGCUUGAUUAAGUUCAGAGCGCUUGACCCACUUGCAGAUGGCAUAGAGAUGGAAAACGGAGGCCUGCUGUGUUAAGACAGGCAGACGGACAGACGGCAGGACGGACGGACGGGUGGCGGCUGCGAUUGGCGGCUCGGCGGCAGGCUGGUGGAAAAUGUCGUCGGGAGCAGGUGGGCGGGGAAGACGUGAGGGGAGGGCCUGUGGGGGUGCAGGCGAGGUAGAGGAAGGACCAGUGGGCAUCCCCUUCCCCGAGCACAGUGCUGACCUGCUGGGCAGUCUCAACCGGCAGCGGCUAAGUGGGCUGCUGUGUGAUGUACUGCUAGUUGCCCAAGAGAGAGAAUUCCCUGCCCACCGCUCCGUGUUGGCCUCCUGCAGCACCUACUUCCACAAGCUUUUCACCUCUGGCCUGGCUGCUGACCGCCAGAAAGUCUAUGCGCUGGACUUUGUGCGGCCUGAGGCGCUGGCCGCCCUCUUGGACUUUGCCUACACAGCCACACUCACAGUCAGCCGCAACAGUGUGGUUGACAUCCUAAGCGCUGCCCGUGUGCUGGAGAUCUCACCCGUCCAAGAUGUCUGCACACACCUGCUGGACACCAAAGUGCUCUCCCCGCCGGCGGGCAGUGAGCAAGAAGAAGAGGAGGAAGAAGAGGAGCGAGGAAAGAAUGGAAAAGAGCAGGGCAUCCGGCUGCGUGCCCGUGAGUACUUGGAGUUCUUCCAGAGGGGGGCGCAUUGGGGUAGCAGCUGCAGCACGCCAGAGCUCAGGGACCUGCCCGCACACCUGCACUUUAGCCAACGCAAUGGCGCUGACAGCAAUGGCACACCCAUCGGCCUUGCUGACUACUACUCCCCACUGGCCCAGGCCCUAUCACAGCCACCUCGUGAGCCCGAAGAUGAGAAUGUGGAUGAGGAGUGCCAGGAUGGAGCUUCAGCUAUAGCUCGAGGGAAAGGUGCAGAGGCUCUGAUACCCUUUUAUGCUCCCACUCAGAAUGGACAUUACUACCUCCAUCAGGCCGAGCUUAAAUCAGAGAGAGAGGUGGAGGUGACAGGUGAGCGGGAGCACGAACAAGGCCCUGCCAGUGCUUUACUACAACAGAUGAUGGACUCCUUGGAGCAGAAAAGGGAACAAGCCACGACAGGUGGUGGGGGUGAGGAGGAUGGGCCGGAGGGCGAAGAGCAAGACGUGGAAUUUUACUUGAAGUACUUUAAUAGUGCGACGCACGAGGAGGCCACCACUCCCUCCAUGUCUCCAAGUCUGCUACCACUGUGGUCAGUGAGGGGCAACGGUGGUGGAAACCAAGCGACUGGAGGGGGUAACAGCGGUGAGAGGAAGAUGCGCUCUAAGGCCUUCCAGAAGUGCCCCAUCUGUUCCAAGGUCAUCCAAGGUGCAGGCAAGCUUCCACGCCACAUCCGUACACACACAGGAGAAAAGCCCUAUGAAUGCGCUAUCUGCAAAGUGCGAUUUACCAGGCAGGACAAGCUAAAGGUUCACAUGCGCAAGCAUACGGGAGAGAAGCCUUACCUGUGUACUCAGUGUGGCGCUGCCUUUGCCCACAACUACGACCUGAAAAAUCAUAUGCGUGUGCAUACAGGCUUGCGCCCCUACCAGUGCUCCAGCUGUUUUAAAACCUUUGUGCGCUCAGACCACCUCCACCGUCAUCUCAAGAAAGAUGGCUGCAAUGGCAUCCCUUCCCGUCGUGGCCGCAAGCCACGCAUACGAGAUUCUGAGCUCCUGGAAGGUCCUUUGGAACUUCAUGGCCCAGAAGCAGACAUCGAGAGAGGUCGACGGCAUCUAGACAGGGGCACAGGAACAUCAGUCAUGGAGGAAAAUCACGGUAGUCACACGCACAGCCCGGUUGCCGAUGGGGAAGGUAGUGAAGAUUUGACCUCGGGCCAAAGGGACUCUGUGACUACAUGAAUCAGACUUCGCCAGAGAGGGCUUUACUCAUAAAUGAGAGGAAGAAUGAAAUGAAAAAUAAGAACUUCAAACUAUAUGGUCCUCUUAAAAAAAAAAAAAAAACAAAUCAGGGUGUCACGCAAAUCUAAUCUUCUGGUUUCUUUUUCCUCCUUUUUUAGCUUCCGCAUAGACUUAACCACCAAGUUACUGGUCUGUUGGAAGAGCGAAGAGCACUUCAAAUCACUCACCCAUGCUGUCAUCAUCUUUCUGGGUCUUUUUGUUGGUGUUUUUUGUAACAUAAUGGCAAAGCCAUGUGUGUACGAAAAAAAGCUACUAUGCAGUUUAAACAAGAUCCUCAUCUCUGGGUUGCAUCUACAGGGCCUUGUCUUAAAAAGUAAGGUGUCAAACACCAGGCUAACUGCUGCUUCAACAGGUUAGCUAUGAAUGGUCUAAGAUGUGAUCAAGGCAACCAAUAGAUCUCUUUUUCUAAUGCAAUGAGCAACAUGUACAUACACUAUGAAAAAAUAUAUUGUCUCAGAUUGCAAUAUAUGCAAUAUUCUGAUGCAGCACCUUUUUUCUAAAUGUUCCAGAAAGAAUCGGACAGGGGUUUGAUUUAAAGUGUUACUUUCUCUAUAAAAGAUGUUUUUUGAUAGCUUAUCUUUUCAUGGUUUAACAGGUUACCGUUUUGAGUCGAAUACACAUGGGGAGAUCUCAUUAAUUUGUUUCUGGCAGGGAGAGGGUAAGAGUAGGGAUGAGGACCUGUGUUUCUAAAGCACUACCUUCAUCUGAUCGCCACUGGGCACAAUCAUGUUAAAUCUUACCUCUCACAGGCCUACUUUUCCUUAUUGGCAGUCUUACUUGCAUUAUAUUCUUUCUUAUUUUUGGGAUUGUCUUAAUAUUUUGUCAUUUGAUUUUUCUUUUUGACCUUUGAGUUGACUAUUUUGGGUACUUGACACUUUACAUUUGUAUACGUGUGUAUAUAUUAGGUUGUAAUCUUAUGAGACCCUUUACAAGAGAUAUACUGUAGAUAGAUAGGGUUACAUCUUUCUUAAGCUUCACUCCAGGUUUCUCACUGCGUUAAGUUUGCAGGGGGAAAUACGCUGUUUGAUGUUUUAGACCAUUAUAAUUGAGAAACCCAUUUUUUCCUAAGCUGCACUUAAUGGAACCCAGAAGUUUCCGCCCAAAGUAUGAAUUGUGAUAAAUGUGCUUCAUUUUGAGUCUUUCUGCAGGAGAGUGAAACUGUACGCAACAGAUGAGUGAGGGCACCACUGUUAUACAGAUGGCUAGUGGACAACUUAAGCAGGGAAUCUUUUAUUUGUUUGCUUGUUUCAGUGACAGAAGGAGAGAUAAAGAGUCGAGCACCUUUUUUAUGCAUUUGCACAGCUUUACUAAAGAUAUCCAACAGAGAUGGAGAAAUAUCUAUUUAAGGAGGCAGUUUGGGUGGGGAGAUACAAAGUGCUUAUUCAAUUUCUUUGCCCAAGGGACCACAGAGAAAAAAAAAAUCUAAAAGAACCGGAGCGAUAAGGCGAGCAAUAAAUUAAUGUCCAAGUCCAAAUAAGCACACAGCUGUAGCUAAGUAAGUGGGAGGGUCCAGUUUUUACUAUUCGAAUUGUGAACAUUAUCAAUUAAUGCAAUGUAUAUAGUUACAAAAUGGGAUCAGUUAAGCCUAAUUCACCACGUAAAUUAUUGGCUGAAGUUUUUUUUUUAAAAAGAAAGUGUCCUAAAACUGAGACUUUUAUUUUAAAGUAAUAUGUGCAGCUUGCAUUGAUGAGAGCGGGUGCAGCACCAUCCUAUGGCCACAUCAGAGCAGGAUAACUAAAAUCAGAGUGGGUGCUUUGGUUGAGUUAGGCCACUCAUUUAAAUAAGGCCAUGUAUGAGAGCAAAACUUCGCUAAGGCAGAGCCUUUUAUAGCUGAUGAAGUGGCAGGUUUGAAAGAAACUUUCCAUCCACAUGCAUCCUAAAAGUAGUUUGUGAUCCUUGUUAAAUCUUUCAAGUGGAUCUCAUUGUAUACAAUGGCUGUGGUUACAGCCAUGGAUGCACAGUUUUGUUCUUGUGUGAAUUAGAGGAUAUAAUUUUGUGGCAUCAUUCCUUCUGCAGUGCUGUACCCUGUUUAUUGGCCUUUUGCACCUUAAUAAGAUAGAAGCAAGAUUUGAAUGCACUUUGUUACUGAGAAGGGCACUUUUUAGUCAAAAGAAACGGGUACUUUCAAACAAAAGAGCAAAUGUGCUAAAAAUAAAAAGGCCCAUCCAAGUGGGGAUACUUAGCUUUUUUUAUUAUAAUAGUAAUUAUUAUUAUUUUGGCUUGUAUGUGUUGCUUUUGUUUAGGUCUUGACACCGAGCUGCCAAAAAAGUGCACAGUCACUCGAGAGAAAGGACAGGGUGAAGAUUUCGUGUUCAAAUUUUUGAUUGAUAUGACGUUAAUAGAAAAGAGAGUAACAAAAGAAAAUAAAAUAUAUAUAUAUAUAUAUAUAUAUAUAAAUUGCACUUGAAGUUAAUUGAAAAGUUCUCUAUUUUGUCUUAAUACAGAGGAGCGUAAAGAUGUGACUGCAUCUGCAGGGAUUUAUGACAAUAGUCUAUAACUACAUAGUCCAUUUAUACCGUCUUGUUUCUGUCAAUGCAUUGCAAUAUGCUGAAUUACGCUGGUCAAGUGUCAUGUUCACUUUAAAUUUGUUGUUGAAGGCCCCACCCUAAGCAUCACACUACUGUAAGUUACGAAGUAAGUUUUUGUGUGACUGGCCACGGCAGAAUUAAUCCUUCUGGAAAUUCCAGUGUGUGAACUUGUUUUCACACCCCAAAACACUCAGUUAAUAAUACAUCACAUGCCUGUAAGGGUUUGUGUGGUAAUACAUUGACCUAGACUAUCUCUUAUCAACUGUUUCACUCAUUGCUUGUGAUCAUCCAAUAUGAAGUUCACAGUAGCUUUUAGAUUCUUUUUUUUUUUUUUUUCUCCACCCAAAUUUAUCCUCCCUCAUUGCAGAAGUUGGUGUGGAAUUGUUGUGGAAAGAGCCUACUUGAGUUCCCGUUCUGUCUAUUGUUUUUCUUUCUGUGAUUGAGUGUGAGAAAGUUUAAAACUUGCUAUGCUUUUUUUUUUUUUUUAGUUUUAUUGUAAAAUGUGUUGCGGCUUGUUUGUUUUUCUAGCGAAGAUAAUAUUAGCUGUGUUUGUGGGGUUUAGGGUUAAAUGGAUGGUUAGGUGGGUGGGAGGGAAAGGGAGGUACAAAGCCUGAUAGCACUGGAAAUGGUGCUUUAGCUGAGAGAGUUUUUGCACUAAAAGUCACUCAUGUCCUUGUCCUUGGAGGAGGAGGACUGGGGAACCGGCAAAAGGCAUGGCCUUUGAGUUUCUGUGAACACAGAGUCUGUUUAAUCUCCACUUCCCUAUGCUUGAAUCUUCAAUUAACUCUUUGAAAACCAAAGUAGGGAAAGACUAGGAUGACAAUUCUUAAAGCGAUUCUUGGCCAUUAAAAGAGGUGAAUCUUACAUAAACAUAAGUAAACAAAACCAUUUCCUAGACAAGUGUAAGUCAAGAGUCCAAAGAAUCUCCAACAGAAAUAAGCAGCUUGAGGAAAGACACAGUAUUCAUAGAAUGGCUUAUUUCCAAUGGUUAACAGGAUCAAACCCUAAGCAUCUGUGUCUACGUAGCAGUUUGGUGGAGUUAUUAGAGGUCUUUGCGAGUUCACACAGACUCAUUGGCUUGAUCUGGAGGGGGUGUAAGCCUUGUUCAGAGGGUCCAAAAGGAGUCAGGGGCAGAGUCUUGAAGCUGAGAGAAGAUGAUUGUGGAGAGAAUGUGCCUUAACUUAAAAGGAGAGAUUGGGAGGAUUCUUCAAAAGAUGGCUUCCAUUCCAGCUUCCUAAAUGAUUCUUGAAUACUUGUCGGUUGAUAUCAAUGUUUUAUUGUGGACAUUUCUAAGAACCAAACGGUUGUUUGUCCAGAGAUUGUCUAAUACACCUCAUCUAGUUAAAAUUGUAUCCUGGGAAAAAAAAAAAAAGUUGAUCGCAGAUUCUGUCACUUUUACUUCCAUUUGGCGCUGUUUAUUGCUUCUGCCCCAAUCAUGACUCCACUGACAGACACUACAGUGAGAAAGUGUCUCAAAAAAACCUUUUCCAUGACUUCAGAAGCACCGUAUAUGUAAUAUCCAAAACUUUUAUCUAUUUUGUGUCUUUAUUGGUUUAAUUUAUUGGACAGGAUGUCAGAAAAGCAUUAAAGAUUACAAUGACAGUGAUAACCGUAAUAAUCAUGGAUGAUAAUCUUACUACAAUUUUAGAUGUUCUGACUGGGUCAAAGCACAACUAGCUGAGGAUGACAUAAUGUAUGGCUAGGUUUGCACAGUUGUUCUCACCUGAUCCACUGCUGUUUGAUGCCCAGAGGGCGCGUUGCACAAGGAGCGGCUCAUGGGUGGGGGGUACUAGUUUGCACAGAUUGGGGAGGGUGGGUAGCAUUUUUGUGCAGGUUGGGCAGGGGAACUGUGUCUUAUAAGGGGGCUUUGGAGAGCCUUGUCAGGUAUUGCUGUGCCAUUCUGUGUACCUAAGGAAUUUAUAGCCAUCUACGUCUUUGACUGCCUCAGCUGGUUAUGUUUCACUGAUCAAGGAGAUGUUCUGGAGAGCAGAUGUCAGAGAUUGUGUUGGGAGGCAGGGGGGAUUUGGGGAUUAUGGGCCAUUGUCUAUGCUUCUCAGGUUAAAUAAAUACGGCAGUCCAUGUCCAUUUUUGUUGUUUGGUUUAAGCUCAAAAUUUGCCUUCUGUGUAAUCAAAGCUUUAUUGUACUGAGAGUACACCAACCGAAUAUAUAUUGAGUUUUAGAGAUGAUAUCGAAAAGCCAACUACCCUUGUGACCACAACACCAUUUUUGUUUUGCCUAAUAAUUGUACACUUCUUUUUUUUUUUUUUUUUUUUUCCUAGUGUAGAAAAACCAAUGGCAAAAAGUUUUUGUUUUUUUUUUUGUUUUUUUUUUUGGACACAUCUUAACAUUCUAGAAAAGUGUAUUGUCUCAGAAUGAGGCAAAGACAGCAGUGAAUUAUGGGAUGGAGACAUCAAAUCUGAGGUCUUCAACAAGUCAAGGAUGCAUUCCAUUACUUUCUCUUAAUAAUUGUUAGAAUGAACAGAUGCAGGUAGUUGGAAAAGAGGUAGUUUCUUAAGUCUUAAAUGACUUUCUUAAGAGUUUCUCUGUUCCUCUACCCAGAAUGUGCAGGGAAAGGAGAGUGUUGGGCUUCACAAAGCCAUCAAGCUGAUAGCAGUUCUGUGAUUGUAACAAAAAAGCACUUUGCGAAAGGCCAUCCAGAAUAUUGUGUGCUGUCUCCUUUGAUUAUUACUGUUGUUGUUAUUGUUGUUUUUUUUCCAUCUUGUUGAUGUGUUUUUUUUUUUUUUUUAAUCUCAUUGUGGAUGUAAUGAUUUAUUUAAUGCAAAAACUACAUGAAAAGAAAAGAAACUUGAACAUGCGAUAUAUUUGGGUUGAAGUCCAUUUGAACUGCCGCCCCGUACCACACACAUCUCUGGAGAAACACACAAAACAAAGAAUGGCAUAUGUUCAAGUUGUUGUACAUGUUUUCUUUUAACAGUUUUGCAUCUAUAAACUCAAAUCUCAUCACAAAGGACUUUACAUUUGCUUAAAGGACAUUUCUUCCUGGGUUUCCAUUGUUCUGCAAGAUGCUUCAUAGACAAAUACAGAAUUUAUAAGAUAAUAGAUGUAGAUUAUUGGUAUUGUUGGGGCAUAACUAUCCCCGACAAUGUCCACUAAAAGGCUGCAAAUACUCUACUUGCAAUCCACCCUGUCCAAGGCAGGUUUGGACCAUUAUACUUAUACAUUAUACAUUAACUUUCCUGCAUAUGGACAUGUGAUAUUUCUAAUUACAUUCCUUCUAUGUUGUUAGAUGGUAAAAUAUAUUUUCCACAAUGUUUUUGCAUAGAGUUUAUAAGGGACUCAUAUACUAUAUUCCAAGCUAACAUCUCUUGUACGUUUCACAUUUCUUGUAUCAAAUCUGUACACGCAAUUCAUCAUAUUGGUAAACAGCUGAACGGACGCAAGCUCUGCACAGAAAACAAUAAUUCAUUUUCGGGCUUUGGGGGCACUUUUUAACACUUGUUGACUUUGGGGCGGCAGAAAAUUCCCAAUGUCUCAGGCUUGGACAGCAGAAACCCUUUUUUUGUUUUGUUUUGUUAAUUCAAGUCCUGUUCCUUUCCAUUGUCUGUCAGUGUGUGUUGAAGCUAUUGAGAUGUACAGGAGAAUUUUGGGAGAAUUUGCACUUUUGGCGAUGAAAAGAAUUUGUAUUGUAUAUGAGACCACUAAAUCUACAUCGUCUAAAUCAAACAAUUCCAUGUUGUUUUCCUUUUUCAUUUUAUUCUAUUUUUUUUUUCUUUUUUGUUUUGUUUUUACAAAAUAUAUCCAAAAAUGUCUGACGUUUAAGAAAUAAGACAUUUCUAUUAAAAACAGAAUGUUUACGACCUCCUUUUGUAUGCUAUAAUUUCAAAAAUUACAAGUGUGUAAUACAGUUAUGCCUAUAUCUAUAUGUAUAUGAAUGAAGUGAAAAGGAAGCUGUUUUAAUCCUGCAAU
Messenger RNA from Megalobrama amblycephala (Wuchang bream), 9627 nucleotides. It is a transcript of the gene zbtb7a, whose product is annotated as zinc finger and BTB domain containing 7a. Gene Ontology annotation, molecular function: RNA polymerase II cis-regulatory region sequence-specific DNA binding; protein binding; DNA-binding transcription factor activity, RNA polymerase II-specific. Lineage: Eukaryota; Metazoa; Chordata; Actinopteri; Cypriniformes; Xenocyprididae. The coding region runs from base 1351 to 3111 and encodes 586 amino acids. The transcript has 4 exons. The record is from RefSeq and is a predicted model, not a curated record. Gene Ontology annotation, biological process: regulation of transcription by RNA polymerase II.